Nannizzia gypsea CBS 118893 is the source of this 771-nucleotide messenger RNA. RefSeq lists its product as hypothetical. Bases 1 to 771 code for a protein of 256 amino acids. The record is from RefSeq and is a predicted model, not a curated record. The transcript has 2 exons. Lineage: Eukaryota; Fungi; Ascomycota; Eurotiomycetes; Onygenales; Arthrodermataceae.
AUGGCUACGGGGGAGGAUAUUAGUGAGGAGGAUAGACAUCCAUGGCGCUCUAACUCUCUCAUGGCCCUACGAGCACCACUAUUGAGGGUAUGGGACCGCUAUUCCGGCAGCCAGCCUGACAAAGAAACAAACCAGAUGGUAUCAAGAUUGCCACGUCAGCGUCUAGAUACUAAAGAGGCUCGUAAGCAAUAUCUGACUAUCCAUGCGGACCAUGCAAUCUGGGAGCCAACCCCUUUCAUCUCAUUCACAACCUCUGCAAGAGCUGUGCAGGAAAUUGUAAAUCUUAGAUCUACAAAGAGAGACGCACAAACGAUCAUUGCUAUCAAUCCAGCCGUCCGAGCGGCGAUAGGCCUACCUAUUAUUGACAUGGGCGUUGAAAUGCGUUGCUACGGAAUACCUGACCCAUACCACAGAAAUCAUGAAUAUUAUAAGGAUCAUUACCUCUGUUUAUGGGAAGUUACAGCGCCCGAAGUUAUUGGAUGUUGGGAGUGGCAUGAGCUAGUUAGAAAUAGCCAUUGGUACGAGGAAAUUGUCAUCCCAAAAACAGAAGAACAUGGAAGAAGAUAUUCGGGCGGUCGUGAUGGAGAUGGAGCAUUUAGAAUGUCGUCUUUGUGGAAUGCUCUGGCCGACACGUACAAUGGUGGUUACUCCGAUCUCGGUACUCCAUUCCAUACAGACGGGGAAACAUCAAGCGAAGACCUUGGACUUGAGAAGGAAUCUGAUUACUAUUACUCGGACACGGAUGACGAUAUCGAGGAGAAUAACGCAUAA